UUUUGCCACCGAUGGCGCCACUCAUCACUCACAUUGUAAACAAACAUUAACAUCGAGGUUAUAUUAAAGACUGCGAAAUAUACUCGUAAUUUAUAUUAUGAAAAUCGUUUCCUACAAGUAUUUACUAAGGUGAAUAUAAUAUUUUUGAUUAUAAAGGAAACAUGCCACGUUGUUUUGUGUAAAUUAAGAAAAAGCAAAAAUGUUAUUACGUAAAAGAGAAUGUAUUUUUGUGAAAAAGUUUUAUAAUAAUAUACAGAAUUGGUAUCAAUUACGACACACCUCUACAAAUCUGUCGGAAUGGAAACCUACAAUAGGAUUGGAGAUACAUGCACAGAUUGCAACAAAAUCAAAAUUAUUUUCUGGAGCUUCUACAAACUUCCAGAGUCCGAUUAAUUCUUGCGUUUCACUUUUUGACUGUGCAAUGCCAGGAACAAUGCCGGUGUUAAAUAAAAAGUGUGUAGAAGCUGGAGUAUUAACUGCUUUGGCAUUGUCAUGUAAAGUAAACGAUGUCUCAAUGUUUGAAAGAAAACACUAUUUCUAUCCAGAUUUACCUGCAGGAUAUCAAAUUACGCAACACAAGAAUCCCUUGGCUGUUAAUGGAGAAAUUGAAUUUAUGGUAUUUAAUCCAGGAGUACACAAGAAACCCUACAUGAAAUCAUCUAAACUUAAACAAAUACAAUUAGAGCAAGAUAGUGGAAGAAGUUUCCAUUUUGAAGAUAUUGGAAAGAAUUUAAUUGAUCUUAAUCGUGCUGGGAUACCUUUGAUAGAAUUAGUGUUUGAACCAGAUCUAUCGGAUGGAGAGGAAGCAGCAGCACUUGUAAAAGAACUCUGUUUAAUUUUACAAAUGCUAGAAACAUGUUCGUGUAAAAUGGAAGAGGGGUCAUUACGAGUUGAUGCAAAUGUUUCUAUAAGUAAACACAAUGCGCCUUUAGGCACACGUACAGAAUUAAAAAAUAUUGGAAGUACGCGUGCAGUCAGUAAUGCCAUUGAUUAUGAAAUACGGAGACAGAUUUCAAUUUUAGAAGCAGGAGGUAAAAUUACCAAUGAGACUCGCGCAUGGGAUCCAGCACAUAAAAAAACAAUUCUUAUGCGUGAAAAAGAAGAUAACCACGAUUAUCGCUUUAUGCCUGAACCAAAUUUGCUUCCUUUACGUUUACACGUUAAUGAAAGUAUAGAAAAUAAGUAUAAUUUAAUUGAUGUUUCGUCAUUGAAAAAAUAUUUACCUGAACUACCAGGACAAAUAAGAGAGAAAAUGAUGAAAGAUUUAUGCGUUACACCCAAUUUAACGAUAGCAAUAAUGAGUGAUUUGGAAUUAUUGAAUCUGUAUCUUGACAUAUUGAAAGGAGGUAAAGAUCGUAACGCUCAAACGGUAGCUCAGAUUCUUAUGAGCGAAGUUUUGGCUUUUCUAAAUCGCCAUAAAUUGGAACUUAAAUUUUGUACAAACAAUCGACACUACAUCGAAGAGAUAAUCGAUUUAUUCCAGGCCAAGGUAAUAAAUUUUAUAAUAAUAAGGAAGUUAUUAGACAAAUGGCCCAGUGAACUCGAAAAAAUGCCAACGCAGAUUAUUAGAGAAAACGAUUGGUAUUCCAUAUCGGAUCAAAAAGAAUUGGAAAAAAUAUGUUUAGAAACACUUGAAAAAUAUCCUAAGCUUGUUAAAAAAUACAAGGCUGGAAACACCAAAGUAUAUAAAAAAAUUCUGCACGAAGUAGUCAAAAUUACAAAUGAGCGUGCAGACAUGGCUGAAGCAACAAAAAUUCUUACGAGACUACUGAGUUAAUAUUUCGAAAUGAAAUAUAUGGAACAUUUUGAAUAAGAAGUCUAUUAAUAAUUGGAUGCAUCUAUUUUUUUUUUUUUUUUUAAGUAUAUUUACACAUCUCCACAUUUAAAAUAUCAUAUAAAACAUGUAAUCAAUUUUUUCUAGCAUUUACCUUUAUAAAUCGUAAUUACAAAUACAAAACCAAAUGAGAAAUAAAUAUUUAUAGUUUAACAAACCGGAGACUAGAGUACUCUCAGUCUCCUCUGUAACUUCAAAAUUUACUCUAAACCAGCACAAAUUGUUAUUUUUAACGGUGUUAAUUACAUUAUAAAAUAUUUCACAAAAACAUCAGACCAUAUUCAAUGACUGUUUCAUCUACAUAAUACCUGAGGGUGGGACAUGUUCAUUAAAGUAGUACAAAAUAUGAUAACAGGAACAAUCUUCAUCGUGUCAACGAUGUGCUGUUUAAGAUUCAUUUGUUUCGUAUUAUCUUAUUCCACUCCAUUAAGAAACAGUAAA
Messenger RNA from Hylaeus volcanicus, 2275 nucleotides. RefSeq names its product glutamyl-tRNA(Gln) amidotransferase subunit B, mitochondrial (gene GatB). NCBI's taxonomy places the organism in Eukaryota, Metazoa, Arthropoda, Insecta, Hymenoptera, Colletidae. The transcript is spliced from 11 exons. Gene Ontology annotation, molecular function: glutaminyl-tRNA synthase (glutamine-hydrolyzing) activity. The coding region runs from base 200 to 1777 and encodes 525 amino acids. The record is from RefSeq and is a predicted model, not a curated record. Gene Ontology annotation, biological process: mitochondrial translation; glutaminyl-tRNAGln biosynthesis via transamidation.